Messenger RNA from Tarenaya hassleriana, 822 nucleotides. Its product is annotated as PRA1 family protein F1. Lineage: Eukaryota; Viridiplantae; Streptophyta; Magnoliopsida; Brassicales; Cleomaceae. The record is from RefSeq and is a predicted model, not a curated record. The transcript has a single exon. Gene Ontology annotation, cellular component: Golgi apparatus; endoplasmic reticulum. The coding region runs from base 71 to 628 and encodes 185 amino acids. Gene Ontology annotation, biological process: vesicle-mediated transport.
UCCUCGCAGCCUCUCUAAGAUUCAGUUGUUUUCACUUGACAUUUAGCCUUUAGUUUCUCUCCACCACAACAUGACUACUUACGGCACCAAUACGACGUCCUCUAACUCCGACCUAGCCCCCAAGCUAGAGUACAUUGCACGCGCCAACGACCACCACAAACGACACGCGCUCUCCACGCGCCGCCGUCCCUGGACCAUGAUGUUCGACGCCCGAUCCAUGUCCUUCCCGCGUAAAUUCGCCACGGCCGUCGCGAGAGUCAGAACCAACACAGUCUAUUUCCAAACCAAUUACGCCAUAGUCAUCCUCUUCGCCGUCUUUCUCAGCCUCCUGUGGGACCCAGUCUCUCUGAUCGUCCUACUUGCCCUCCUGGGCGCGUGGCUAUCACUCUACUUCCUCCGCGACGAGCCACUCAAAGUGUUCGACCGCGACAUCGACGACAGACUCGUGCUCAUUGCCAUGUCCGUAGUCACGCUCGCUGUCUUGUUCUUGACGGAGGCCAAGCUUAACGUUGCGGCUGCGAUCGCAGUCGGUGCGUUUGUGGUUGUGGCUCACGCGGCGGUUAGGAAGACAGAGGAUCUGUACUCGAACGACGAAGAGACCGCGUGUUUGGUCAAUCAGUCGGGCUAGUUCUAUAUGUUUGUUCUAUAACAUAAGUUAUGAGAGAGCCCCUAUUAUGGUCUCAAAAGAUAUCGUGGUCGGUCCAUAAUUUUGAAUAUUUCUUAUGGUCAUUCAUUUCACAUGUUAAUUUUUUUUUUUGUCAAGCAUGUUAAAAUUAUUACAGCUAUUUAUUACAUAAAAUAUGCAACUACCCAUUUGAUAUC